Messenger RNA from Leptonychotes weddellii (Weddell seal), 2074 nucleotides. The record is from RefSeq and is a predicted model, not a curated record. NCBI's taxonomy places the organism in Eukaryota, Metazoa, Chordata, Mammalia, Carnivora, Phocidae.
AUGAUUUCCCCUUCACAAGGAAGCAUUCAAGGUGGCACCGUGCUAACGAUAAGUGGACAGUUCUUUGAUCAGACAGAUUCCCCUGUCAGGGUUCUUGUUGGAGGUCAAGCCUGUGAUAUUUUGAAUGUCACAGAAAACAGCAUAUGCUGCAAGACACCCCCUAAGCCUGAAGUUCUCAGAACUGUCUAUCCAGGUGGGAGAGGCCUAAAGCUUGAGGUAUGGAAUAAUAGUCGGCCAGUGCAUCUUGAAGAGAUACUUGAAUACAAUGAAAAAACGCCAGGGUACAUGGGGGCCAGUUGGGUAGAUUCGACUUCCUAUAUUUGGCCCAUGGAGCAAGACACGUUUGUUGCACGCUUUAGUGGAUUUUUGGUGGCUCCAGACUCUGACGUUUAUAGAUUCUACAUCAAAGGUGAUGACCGUUAUGCUAUUUAUUUCAGCCAAACUGGACAUCCAAAAGAUAAGAUAAUCACAAACGAGACAGAGAAUGAGUCUGUUUACAGAGGAAAUAAUUGGCCAGGGGAGUCAAAGAUUCGUAUUCAAAGAAUUCAAGCCGCGUCCCCACCUCUAAGUGGCAGUUUUGACAUUCAAGCUUAUGGACACAUCCUCAAAGGCCUUCCUGCCAUGGUGUCAGCUGUGGAUUUACAAUUUGCACUCCAGAGCGUGGAAGAAGUGGGCCGUGUCUCAGUGACACGUGAAGGAACUUGCGCUGGAUACUCAUGGAACAUCAAGUGGAGAAGCACAUGUGGAAAGCAGAAUCUUCUACAGAUUAAUGACUCCAAUAUUAUUGGAGAAAAGGCUAAUAUGACAGUUACGAAGAUAAAGGAAGGUGGCUUAUUCAGACAGCGUAUACUUGGAGACCUACUUCGUACACCCAGCCAACAGCCACAGGUUGAAGUCUAUGUCAAUGGAAUUCCAGCUAAAUGUUCGGGUGACUGUGGGUUUACGUGGGAUCCCAUGGCCACUCCAUUAGUAUGGGCCAUAAACCCGUCUCAAGGGACCUAUGAAGAAAGCACAAUUCUAACCAUAUCAGGCUCUGGAUUUUCUCCCAAUUCAACUAUAUCAGUCUCAGUUGGACCAAUGGGUUGCUCUCUUCUUUCUGUGGUUGAAAAUGAGAUCAAGUGCCAGAUUCUGAAUGGAAGUUCUGGCCAUUUCCCAGUUGCUGUGUCCGUAGCUGAUGUUGGACUAGCACGGAAUGUAGAGGGUCAGACAUUCCAUUUCACGUAUCAGAAUCGGAUCUCACACAUCUGGCCUGCUUCUGGCAGCCUGGCAGGUGGUACUCUUCUGAGUGUAUCUGGAUUUGGCUUUAAUGAAAAUUCAAAGGUAUUAGUUGGAAAUGAAACCUGCAAUGUGAUUGAAGGGGAUUUGAAUAAGAUAACCUGCAGAACACCAAAAAGAAUUGAGGGUACAGUUGAUAUUUCAGUUAUUACCAAUGGAUUUCAAGCCACAGCAAAGGAUGCUUAUAGUUAUAAUUGUUUACAGACUCCAGUUAUAACUGAUUUUAGUCCAAAAGUACGAACGAUACAAGGAGAAGUUAAUUUAACAAUUAAGGGUUAUAACUUUGGAAAUGAAAUCACACAAAACGUGGAGGUAUAUGUUGGAGGAAAACCCUGUCAGAUUUUUCAGUGGAACUUCACAUAUAUUAGAUGUCUUUUGCCCAAGCUGUCUCCUGGAAAACAUGAUAUCUAUGUAGAAGUCAGAAACUGGGGCUUUGCAUCAACAAGAGACAAGUUGAAUGCUUCUAUACAGUAUACUUUGGAAGUGACUGCCAUGUUUCCACAGAGGGGCUCUUUAUAUGGUGGAACUGAAAUCACUAUAAUGGGUUUGGGGUUCAGCACAAUACCAACUGAGAAUACCGUGCUCUUAGGUUCCUUCCCUUGUGAUGUGAUUUCAUCAUCAGAAAAUGUCAUAAAAUGCAUUCUUCAUUCAACAGGGAAUACAUUCAGGAUUACCAGUAUUGGAGAAGAUUCAGGUAUCAGCCAACAUUUAUAUGUUGUAAAUUAUGGAACAUAAUUACAACCUGAAGUUGACCUGAUUUUUAUUUAUUUAAUACUUCAAAGUAUUCAGAGGAAAAAGU